AUGUUUUCCAUGGACGAGGCUUUCGACCCCCCAGUCCCCAUUCUAUCUUCAGUCGAGCGGCAGAACCUUUCAGAGAAAGAGCCCAUAGCUGCGGCGGGAAGCAAGAAUGAAAAGUUCGUGGAACAGCCGUUGGGAAAUUCCAUCGGAGACCGCAAUCCCGAUGUCAUCCUCGUGGACUAUGAGGAGAACGACCCGGAAAACCCUUUGAAUUGGUCACCAAUGCAAAAAUGGCUGAUUGUGUUCGCUAUCUCGUGGAUGGGUUUCGUCAGUGUCUUUUCGACAAUGACAAUCACGCCCACGGCGCCGCAGAUCCUGCAAGAGUUCCAUUCGCACAGUACGCUCGACCAGACCUUGCUCGUCACGAUCUGGGAGCUUGGAGAAGGCAUUGGCCCGUUUUUCAUUGCGCCGCUGUCCGAAAGAUUCGGCCGGCUUCCCGUCUUCCACAUUGGAAACCUCCUCGCGCUCUGUUGCCUGGUCGCCUGCGCGCUGAGCGUGAACAUUCCCAUGCUGAUUGCGUUUCGGUUCUUAACGGGCUGCUUCCUGUCGAUUCUCACCCUCGGGCCCGCCAUCAUCGGGGAUUUGUUUGAAAUGGAACAAACCGGCCUGACCAUGGCAUUGGUCAUGGGCACUCCGAUGAUAGCAGAUUUCAUCUCCCCUGUCGCGGGAGCGUAUAUAGCGCAGGACCUGGGCUGGCGAUGGUCGAUUUGGUUAGCGGUCAUCGUGCUCGGAUUCUUCAGCGUGUUCUUGCUGGCCGUGCUCCGGGAGACAUACGCAGUCGUGAUUCUCAUGCGGAAGGCGGAGCGGUUGCAGAAGGAAAGCGCGGACGACGACAAGACGUAUCGUUCCAAACAUCAGGCCCGUGUCGAUACAUCCACCCUAUUCGAAAGCGUUAUAAAGCCGAUGCAGACCCUGGUCCAGUCUCCCAUCCUCAUCCUGACGACGAGCUACAUGGCCGUACAAUACGCCUUGGUUUCAUUAAUCUUUGCCACACUCACGGAAACCAUGGAGUCGACAUAUCCCGCCGUCUUUACUCGUGGCUCUAUUGGUUUGACGUUUCUAAGUCUCGCCAUCGGCAACACCAUCGCUUUGAUCUUCUACAGUCUCACUUCCGACCGCUACGUCAUCCAUCAGCGGGAAAAAAGGGGCGACGCAUUCAAGCCGGAGUCUCGGCUGGUACAUCUGCUCAUUGCCGCAAUCAUGCUUCCUCCAGGCUUUCUCAUCUACGGAUGGGCAUUGGCGUUUCGUAUUCAUUAUAUCGUGCCGCUCAUCGGAACAUGUGUUGCAGGGUUCAGCAUGACGCUUUCCACCCUACCGAUCGAAACAUACGUGGUGGAUGUUUAUAAGAUCCAUGGCGCAUCUGCUAUAGCUGUUGGUGUGAUCUUCCGAGCGAGUGCUGGGGCUUUUCUGCCAUUGAUCGGCCCUCCUUUAUAUCGAAGCAUUGGGUUGGGCUGGGGUAACACUGUUCUAGCAUUGAUCGCAGCCAUCUUUAUCCCCCCGUUGGGCUUGCUGGUGAUAUACGGAGACUGGAUUCGCAGUAAAGAGCGAUUUGGAUCGUCUGUGCGAUAGAUUGAAUGUCGGCUGCAGCAAACGUUAACGUACUUGAUCAGCAUGCGAUACAGAAUCUCUGUCUUAUGACCUAUAGGACUUUUUGGCUCGAGGCUUGGAAAGCUGGGUUGAACAGAGAACUGUCAGUAAGUGAG
Molecule: messenger RNA, 1700 nt
Organism: Aspergillus heteromorphus CBS 117.55
Lineage: Eukaryota; Fungi; Ascomycota; Eurotiomycetes; Eurotiales; Aspergillaceae
Product: bicyclomycin resistance protein
Exons: 2
Coding region: 1-1566 (521 amino acids)
Biological process (GO): transmembrane transport
Molecular function (GO): transmembrane transporter activity
Source: RefSeq, a predicted model, not a curated record